This is a messenger RNA of Pogona vitticeps (central bearded dragon), 1013 nucleotides long. RefSeq names its product centrosomal protein 15 (gene CEP15). The record is from RefSeq and is a predicted model, not a curated record. NCBI's taxonomy places the organism in Eukaryota, Metazoa, Chordata, Lepidosauria, Squamata, Agamidae.
GGAAGAACAUACGGUAGUAUAGCCAUACCCCCGUCCGGAUAGGCAGACCAAUCAACAGUCUUCAACCGUCAUCCUCUUUCCCCCUCGCCCCUCCCGCAAGUAACGCGAUUACAAGUAACGGCGGAACGUGAUCCUGAGUGUGUGGCAUCGCAUAGGAACAGAGGCAACUUCUUCGAGUAGACCAAGAUCCAUCUAAAUCAGCAUUUCCUGCCCCUCUGCAAAAUCCCAGCAACCAGUGAGCAGUAGAUGGUCGAGAAAUUGACAAGUUGAUAAACCUGGGGCGUUUAUCAUGUGACCAGGGAUGGCAUCCUAUUUAGCAAGAGAAGUUCAGCUUGCUAAAAGACAUGAUGAAAUCCUAUCUCAGAGAUCAGUGUUGCUUCAGCAGAUGGAGAGUCAUCUAGAAGACAAAGAAGCUGAGAAGGCAUGGCAAAUGCAAGAAGCUGCUGCAGCUCAUAAAAGAAAUGUCGUACUUUUAAACGAUAUAGAAGUGGCAGAGAAAAGGCUACAAUCAAGAGAGCAUUUACUUCUGCACCCUGAUACUAUUAAUCUUCAGACUCUUUACUGGGCAAAAGUGGAAGAAUCCAUCCCAAAAUGGGAGCCAUUUUUAUUAGGAAGAACAAAUGCUCCUCUUGGGGUUAAAAUAAAGCUGACAAAGCAGAACACGCCUCGCUCCAAAGAAUUUUUAUCAAGAUAAUCAGGAACCAAAAUCAGGCCAGAGUUGUGGGAAGAAUCUACUCAAGCCUCCAGUGUAUUGCUUAUAAAGUGUCUGUUGAAUAUUUACUGACGAAGCACAAUUAAUUCUAAAACUGCACUGAAGAGUUUUAGGGUGCCUGUGUCUGUUAUCUGCCUGUGUGUGAAUUCCAGCUUUGGAAUCAAACGUCGAUGAAACAAUGCAGUUUGGAAAUUCAGCUGUUUGCUUGCUUUGCUAAGAUAAAUAAUGUAAUCUGUUACUCAUCUUUCACAUUUAGAAAGCAGCAAUGCCUUUUCCCAAUAAAAUAGGAAACUGAUAUCAA